This is a messenger RNA of Anopheles bellator, 678 nucleotides long. RefSeq lists its product as uncharacterized. The record is from RefSeq and is a predicted model, not a curated record. NCBI's taxonomy places the organism in Eukaryota, Metazoa, Arthropoda, Insecta, Diptera, Culicidae. The coding region runs from base 36 to 653 and encodes 205 amino acids. The transcript has 2 exons.
GAAACGGUCCCAAAUUUAAGUUUUAAGUUCCGGCCAUGGAAAAGGAUCGUACGAAAGAGGAGUAUGAGCUGCAGCACUUUAACUUCACCGCCGAGGAGAUUGUGGCGCAGAACGAGCAGCUCAUUCGAUCGGCGCUGCACAAAACGAUGUGUGCCUUCACGGAACAACUGGUUGAGAAGCGGAGCAUAUCGAACGAAGCGGCCGACGAACUGCGUUCGAAAAUAGUCGAAACGUGCAACGAAAUCCACAAGGACUGCCAGCCCGCCAUCGAUGCGCUGAGCGCGCUGUACCGCGAGACAUUCUCCAUUCCGGAGUGGCUGCUGCUACCGACGGAUCUGCUGCAUAAAAACGAGCCGACCGAUCAGGAGUUCGAAGAACUGCAGCGAAAGGUGUCCGAAGCAAAGAAGGCCGUUGACCGGGGAGCCGUUUUCUUGGCGUCGCUCGAAGCGGAGCUCGAGGUACACCGGGCACUCGAACCGUCUCUCCAAGCGGAACGGCAGGUUAUCGAUGCGGUCGAGGAGAGCCAGCGGCAGGUCAUUGAUAUGGACGAACUGCUCGAUCUGGUUAAACGGGUCGAGGCGGCCGGUCUGCUGGAGGACGAGUCGCACGCGAAGCCAGAUUCUACAAUCGAUAACAUUUUAUUACAAAAAUAACGCAAUAUAAUGAUUGGGUGUCACU